AUGUCUGAUAAGAAGAACGUGCUGUUUAUUUGUCUUGGAAAUAUCUGCAGAAGUCCUAUUGCUGAGGCAGUAUUUAUUGAUAUUGUUAAAAAGAGAAAUUUGACAGACAAAUUCGACAUUGAUUCUGCAGCAAUUGGAUCAUGGCAUGUUGGAAAGAAACCAGACAAAAGAGCUCUUGAAACAAUGAGCAAGCACAACUUGGAAUACAAUAAUAAAGCUCGUCGGAUCACAACAGAAGACUUCCGGAAGUAUGAUUACAUCUUUGGAAUGGAUGAUGAGAAUAUGAGUGACUUGGAUGAGCUUAAACCAUCAGAUGGAAAGGCAAAAUUGUUGUUGCUAGGCGAAUUUGAUCCAAAAGGUGAAAGAAUUAUCCGAGAUCCUUACUAUGACAACAAUUCUGAUGGAUUUGAGAAAGCUUAUGUCCAAUCUAUUAGAUGUUGUGAUGCAUUCCUCGAUAAAGUUAUGGCUGGUGAAAUUUAAUUGUGAAUUUAUGUAAAAUAUGGAUUAAAAAGACAUUUGUGGGAGUUGGAUAUGCGUAUCAC
Messenger RNA from Chironomus riparius, 542 nucleotides. The record is from the annotation of a GenBank genome assembly. Lineage: Eukaryota; Metazoa; Arthropoda; Insecta; Diptera; Chironomidae.